Messenger RNA from Pelobates cultripes (western spadefoot toad), 3327 nucleotides. The record is from the annotation of a GenBank genome assembly. NCBI's taxonomy places the organism in Eukaryota, Metazoa, Chordata, Amphibia, Anura, Pelobatidae.
CUACAGACAUCCCGAAGUAACGUACACGUUUCUAUAAAACAUCAAACUGACAUUAAUGGUGUGAAGGUAUGUGUAGCUCCCUCUGGUACAGUUUUCUGUCAUUUUAAACUCAGUGACAAUUUUUAGCAAGUUUGUUCUUGCUAUCUGUUACCAUUAGGGGAUUAUUGGGGACUCCCCUUUGAGGAGUGCUGCCUUUCUAAUAAUUUUAUUGUGGCAAUUUAGCGCUGUUUUUUUCUUUUUCCAGUGACAAUUUUUGUUCAAUGUGCCAGGUGAGAAAGAUCUACUCUACAAUGAGUUGGGUUUUUGGAGACUUCAGAAGGAAAUUGCACAUUUUGACCAUGAAGGCAUGUAAUGAAUACCUUUUGUGGCUUCCGGUCAAAUUUUGUGAUUUUCUCUGAAUUUAAUAAUUUACCAUCAAUUUCAGAGAGAUUUGGUGAUUGAAUUGCUAUUUUAACAGAUUCCAACCAUAAUAUUUUUAAAACAAUUUUAGUCUAAAUUUAAUCUGCUAUCAAAGCAAUGUAAGUGACUGUUUAUUGAGUGUUCAGUAAAAAUAGUCAUCGUUUUGGCUGUUUCCCUUUGUACACCUUUAAGGUAUGUAUGGUAUUUGUUGUUACUUUAACAUAUUGUUUGUAAACUCCACCCUGGAACAAAAUAUUCUAUAAACCUGUUCUGUUUCUUCCUUUCCCAAUAGCGACGUUGGUCAAGCUACGUACUCUUUGUCUGAAAGCUUCAGUGGUAAAAGGUAACAAGUCAACGUUCAGAGAGAGAGAUUGUAUUGGAAGAAUGGAUUCCGAAAAGAAAUCUUUAAACCCAGAUGAUCACGAUCUAUAUUCUAAUCACACAAUGACUCCAAGCAUUCCUCAGGAAGCCCCUCCAUAUACUCCCCCAAUGAUAAAUACAGAGCCGAAGGUGAUCACAAUGCCUCCUCCUUACUCGCCAAAUGACAUCAACAUCGUGAAUACGGUGGUUGUGAAAAAGGCCGGUGGGGCUGGUCUGGCUAAACACUACAAUGAUUAUAUGGCGCUGUCCAUCAUCAUGCUCCUCUUUUUCUGUCUGCCCUUCGGAAUCGCUGCCCUUGUGUUUUCCUGCAAGGUAAUGUGGGUCUGUUGGGGUCAGAUUCAGUAUUAUAUUGUUUGUCAAGUGGGAAUAAUAACGUAAAUGUCAGUUAAAACAAGGUGGGAUUUUACUUAUAGAAAUCAUGUAAUAGAUAUGUAAGAAAAAUGUUUUAUAUAGAAAUUGUGUACGCAUUGAGUGUGGGAGAAAUAACGUUACUAUUAUUCACCAAUUCAAAUGCAAAAAAAAGUAAAGUAAAAGUAAAUGAAGCAUCAAAGAUCACACGUUUCUUUCUGGGUGGAGGGUGGAGUGACUGACAGCCUUCGCAGCACCCGAAUGUUGCACUAUAAAGGCCAUGGUAUACCAGGAACAUUGCCAGGGUAAAAAAUGUAAAACAGACUUCAGCUCAAAAAUCAUUUGGUGACUUUUUCCAAAAGCCUCGACCUGCCCCCUCCUCAAACACCACCCUUUAACAUACAUCUUGACACACACACAGUUACUUACAUAUAUACAAAUACACACAGAAAUGUAUAAACACACACAGGCAAAAAUAAAGACACACACACGAAUAGACACACAGGCACAGACUCAAACACACUGGCACACACAAACAGGUACAACGGACACAGACAAGCAUAGAAAGGCAUACAUGCAUACUCACAGGCACAGACAGCCAGGUGCAUACAGACACAAACAGACACAGUAAUUUAUAAAUAAUCAGACAAAAUACAGGCACAUGCAGACACAGAUAUACAGGCGUACACAGAAAAACACAAACAGGCACAUUUAGAUACAGGCAGAUACAACAAAAGCACAAACAGGUACAUAUAGACAAAUACAGGUACACUCAGGCAUAGAGAGACAGAAGCAGAAAGACAGAGACAGUUACACUUAGGAAGAAAGACAGGCACAUACAGACACACACAGACACAAAGAAGCACAAACAGAUACAAACACACACAGGCAGAUACAAAAGGUCACAGACAGUUACACACAGACAAAAACACAAACAUACUGCUACAGACAGACAGAAAAAGGACCAAGCAGAAAGAGACAGGUACACUCAGGUACAAAAAGACACAAAUGGAUAUAAUCUGACACACACAGAGAAAACACACAGGCACAGACUGAGACAAGCACAAACAGACACAGAAAGGUACACCCAGACUCACACAUGAAUAGAGAAAUGACGACAGACACACAGAUAAGGUAGUAAUGAAUGAUGAGCACAACCAACUAAGAUAAAAAGCACUUUAUUAUACUGGUACAAAAACUGGUACACAGGUAUCACCAAAUAUCGAACUGCAAAUCUCGGUAUAAAUAUAAUCACAUAUAGACAAUCAAUAUGAGGACUAUAACCAAAUCAGAAGAUAAAACUAACCACUCCUGGAGAUGCCGACUAAAUAGUACCAAUCCAGAUACAAAAGAGAAUGGAUACCUGUAUACAAAUGUUCACCAAAUAAUACAUACCAGAAACAACUGAACCUAUCAAAGUGAAUGAGAGGAGGGUGAAAAAGUCACAGAAUAGCCCCCAACAUUUUGGCGUGUAUGCUUGUAUGCUCCCUUGAAAAGGCAUACACCCCGAAACAUUGGGGGCUAUGCAGGUCUGCCCCUUUGCGAGGAUCCAGUGACGCAGUUUGCAACCCUGGACUGCCCCUUUUUACCUCACUUAGUGGUGUCCCGAUUCACAGGAUCCCAAUGGUGGGGGCUAGGAAUUCGCUCUUAAGUAAUUAACCUUGUAAUAUAAAUUUUAAAAAAAAUUAUUUUUUUACUGUUACAGAUGCGAAAAUCUAUGCAGCGUGCGGACAUGAUUUCAGCAGAGAAGGAAUCGCGCAUUGCGUUCAUACUGAACAUGGUGGCCCUCACCCUGGGACUCCUGGCACACGCAACCUGGAUUGGCCUUCUCAUACAUGCAGUGAUAGCCGCCAAGUGCUCACCGCAAGGGGCCAGUUAUGAGUCAUUCCAAAAUGGAAUGAAUCAUGAAUUCAACCAUGAGCAUCAUGAAGGCUGAUUGGUUUAUUAAAUAUUCAUUAAUAAUUGUAAAACCACGCAUAUUGAUUAAUCCGUCACUUAUAAUUGACCUGUAUUCUUACAAACUAUGUCUCUGACUGUUCUGACAGUUUCUGAAACCAUUCUUUGCCUUCCAAAUGAAGGCUGGGCGACUGUCUCGUUAUCUGUAUCAACGAGCACCUACUUACAAAUACACGUCUGUGCAUUAAUCUAAUCCCACUUUCUGAAUAAAGAUUUGACAUAUUUGCAACAGCAUACAAACAA